Messenger RNA from Ctenocephalides felis (cat flea), 873 nucleotides. RefSeq lists its product as uncharacterized. NCBI's taxonomy places the organism in Eukaryota, Metazoa, Arthropoda, Insecta, Siphonaptera, Pulicidae. The coding region runs from base 1 to 873 and encodes 290 amino acids. The record is from RefSeq and is a predicted model, not a curated record. The transcript is spliced from 3 exons.
AUGAAUGGUGGAGUUGUUGUGAAUGUGUGUGAUAUUGAUCUCAAGAAAAAUGUUGAAAAAUCACCUGAUUUAAUAUCUGAAUUGAAUGAUUCGGAUAAGGAAAAGAAAAGUAGUUUAGGUAAACAUUCAAAUUUCAAUGGAAAUACUGAAGAAAAGAAGAAUGCAAAGAAGAAACUGAAAAACAAACCUCAUAAUGAUUUGAAGAAAAAUUCUGAAAAACAAGCAACUAUUGAUAGAAAAAAGACAACUAAUUCAGAAAUUAACACAGAAGUUUCAAAAAUUGACAUAUCUCCAAAUAGUAACAAAAAAACACAGAUCAAAGAAGGUGAAGAAUCUAAUAGUAAGAAACAUUCUUUGCAAAAAGACAAUAACUGUUCAAGCAAGAAUAAUAAAAAAGAAACAAAUUCUAGUGGUGAGCAACAUCUUAAGAAAUCUAGCGAGAAUAAUUCAGAUGAAAAGAAAAAGUCAAGAAAGCAUAAAAUAAGUAACAGAAGAUCAAAAACUACACCUCAAAAAUUACCUUUACUAAGAACAGGAAAAAUUAGAAAAGUAAAUAUUGAAACUAAGAAGCUCAAAAAACCUACCAACAACAAUAAAAAAAUGAAUAAGAAUAAAAAUGAUACCAGUGAAUUAUUAAACACAAGCAAUAAUUCAGAUAAUAUUGAUGAAAUUGAAUCAUUUGAAGAGCCUAAGUGUGAAAUAACUGAAAAUGAUUUGAAAAACAAACCUUUAUCAGAUCAAAGCAAAGUGCUAAACUGGUUGGAGAACUCUUCUAAAAAUGAUGAAUGCAAUUUGAAAACUAAAAUAGUUUCAAACAAAACUGUAAAUGAUUUUUGUUAUAGAGGAGGACAAUAUAUCAACAUUAAAAAAUAA